AUGUUGAAAGUAGUAUGGAAGUACACUUCUAAUGCCACUCGUUCGAUGAAGUUAACGAAUGGGUUUAUCCCCAACUACACCCAGAGUUUAAGGACAGCUUUCUUGGUACAUCCGAAAAGAAACUACGCCCAGUCUUGGGACGACAGGCAACCUAACGAUAAGAUUGACGCACACAUAAAAGUACAAAAACUUAUGGACGAAAUAAAUUCAAAGCCUAGUGUUCUGGAAAAACUAGAACAUGUGAGUAACGUAAUGAUCGAAAAAAAUUUGAUCGAUUUAGAUGCGGCAUCCAAUGAGGGAAACACUAUGAAACCAUGGCAAAUGAUCAAGAUUUUAAUGGAUAGAGAUUUAAGGCAUGCUAUGAAGGAAUUUAAAUCAGAAUUGGAGAAAUCUGGCAUUCAGUUAGGACCUGACCAAUUAGGCCCAUUAAUGACCGUUUUGGGAUUGGAAAAGAAAAAAUAA
Messenger RNA from Saccharomyces kudriavzevii IFO 1802, 462 nucleotides. It is a transcript of the gene DPC13, whose product is annotated as Dpc13p. The record is from RefSeq and is a predicted model, not a curated record. The transcript has a single exon. The coding region runs from base 1 to 462 and encodes 153 amino acids. NCBI's taxonomy places the organism in Eukaryota, Fungi, Ascomycota, Saccharomycetes, Saccharomycetales, Saccharomycetaceae.